GAGAGGAAGGUUUCAUAUUGAGCAAAAAAACGGCUUAUUUCGAGUCGGACUCUCACAAAGAACCUAUAUAAUUUAUAAGUUGUAUAAUACACAGAUGUCAAUCGCAACGAAAUAACUGUGAUCAACUCUGGUUGGACUGGCAAUCCAAAGAUGUGGGUUCGAGUCCCACGUUACUCAGAGUUGCUUCACCAAUGGUUAAUUGUCAACAUGUAGUUAUAUUUUUUUGUAUUAACACACCGAGUUUGAAGUUGAAGAAAAUGGAAAACAAAAGUGGAGACAGUACACCGCCCUGCGAUACACCAGCUAGCGAAUCCAAGUAAAACGAGAGGCCUCCAACUUUAUACGCUGCUGAUAAGUUUAAUACCUAUGGAACCACUUAAAAACCAAGGGAAUAACAAUGAUAAGCAAGCACAAAAACGGCCAGAUGUUUAUCAAAAUCAGCAGUGUCAAAGGCUUUGCAAAAAUCCAGCAAUGUUAACACAGUCAAUCUACAAUUAUUCAUAUCUAAGCGUGUCAUGCGUGAUUUUAACGAGUCGAGUGUAGUAGCAUUUGUAUUAUAUCAAGACCAAAAAUUAAUUAAGUAGGAAUUUAGGAAGUAAUUUCUAUUCAGCAGACAUACAGAAAUAAGUAAGCAUAGAGUGCGCACUCCAUACAUCAGUUUUCUUACCUAAAGCUGCUUAUAUUCGUAGUCGACAUCUAGCGUCUAGUAGCGGAUUUAUCAUGACUGCUAUUAGACAAUAGACGUUGCGAAGAAUGAUAGGUGUAAUGCUCAACAAUUUCAGCUAAUAUUAUAACCGGAUUAACCGAAACUCUAUUUUUAACUCCUUCUGCUUAUAAUAUUAGCUGUAAGUUGAUGAGCACUUUUCGUCAGUCGCGACACUCGCGACAUCUAGUGUCAAGUAGCGGUACUGAUAAAUCCGCUACUCGACGCUAGACGUCGUCUUUGAAAUUAAGCAGCGUUUUGGUAAGAAACCUGAUAUAUGGAGUGAGUACUUUAUGUCUACUUAUUUAUUUACUUUCGUGUUUACUUUCGUGAUUGAGCCUUUUUUAAUUGAAAGUGCUUAUCAGUUAAUAGAGGUAAUAUAAUUAUCAUUAAAUUGCCGUAAAUUAUUGUUGUAGUCAGUAAUUGUUUAUUAGCAAAAGAAGUAUGCCAGUCAAUAUGUUUGAAGUUUUAUGGGAUUGGCUUUUCGGAAAUAUUUUUUGUUCUUUUUCAGAAUAUACCUGAAAAAAAACGGUUAAUGAUAAUUACAGAUGCAAAAGUUAUUUUAUUUAAAUACUAUGGAAGAGAAUUUAAACAUGUUUUGUUAUUUUCAAUUCGAUAGUCGAUGAUAUAGUGAACUAUAUAUUUUAAAUUAAAAUAAUCUUAGUUUAGAUGAAUGAACCAACACCAACAAUGUAGAGUAGAUAAAGAUCAGCUGUUUUUAUUUUAACUUAAGAUUUAAUUCCGAUAAUAUUUGCAAUCUAUUUUUAUAAAAUCAAAGGGUACUAAAAGGCUGGUAACAUUUAAAAAUAAAUAUAUAUAUUUUUCUAAUCAAGGUGAAGUAUCAACCUUCACCUUGAUUAGAUGACAAUUGACAAAUUGCGAAGAACCACUUCAGUUUCAUCUGAAUUAGUACGUACAAAUCCGCACUAUAUACCCUAGUUACAAAUAUAAAUGUUUUUGUUGAGAAUAAGAUGACUGGUUUUAAGUAUUUCAUGGGAUUUUCUUUGUAAUACAAACAUGAAGUUAACGUCAAAACGAAUAUGGUUGUGUAUAGCAAUGUUAGGAUGUAUCAUACUGUUGUUAUUGUAUCAGUGGGAUUUCACUAGAAGUGUUUUACAGCUACAAAUCAUGUCAAAUUAUAAUAAUACAACCAACGCAUUACAUAAACAAAAAGAGAUGAAAUAUAUAUUGGAAUGGACAAGUCCAAACCAUUGGCCAUUGAAAUAUUGGGGUCCAGGCCAAAAUGAGUAUAUCAGGAGAAAAUGUAAAAUCAAUAAUUGCUACGUAACCGCAAAUAGAUCGUUUUUUCCGAACACCUCACAAUUCGAUGCAGUUGUGUAUAAUGCUAUGGAAAUGUGGAGUCAUACAUUUAUUCCCGGCCCAAGCGAACGCAGUCCUCAUCAAAAGUAUAUAUUUGUCAGCGUGGAGUCCUCGGAAUACUAUCCGAUUUGUAACAGGAGAUAUGAUGGUUAUUUCAAUUGGACUUGGACUUACAGGUUAGAUUCUGAUGAACCUUACGGAUACAUAACUAUUAGAAAUAUCGCUGGCGACAUAAUUGGUCCAAAUCAAAUUAUGCACUGGAUGAAAUUAGAUUCGAUGCAACCAAUUGAUACAAAAACAAAAAAGAUGUUAGAGAAGAAAAACAAGACUGCUGCCUGGUUUGUUUCGAACUGUAAUAGUUUAAGUAAAAGAGAAAAAAUCGUCCGUAGGUUACAACGUCAAUUAAGUAAAUAUGGUUUGGAGAUAGAUAUUUUCGGAGCAUGUCAUUGGGCUUCGAAACAAUGCCCAUUGGCAAAAAUGAAAGAGUGCUUGAAAUUGAUCCAAGAGGAGUACUAUUUUUAUCUCUCUUUUGAGAAUUCCUUUAGCGAAGACUACGUGACCGAGAAAUUGCUGACGGCACUUCAGAAUUACGCAGUGCCGGUGGUUUUCGGAGGCGCUAACUACACACGAUUCAUGCCAGAUGGUAUUUAUUUGCAUGCUCGUAAACUAAAGGUAUCUGAUUUGGCGAAACAAAUGAAUGAUAUAAUAAAAGACAAAGACAGAUACUACAAUUUCUUCAAAUGGCGAAACCAUUAUUCCUACCACGAUAGAGAAGAGUCGCCCGAUUCUGAUGACCAGUGCAUAACGUGUGCAAUGCUUAACGACGAAAAUCUUGUAAAAAAGGAAACCGUGUAUAAGGAUUUUAGAAGUUGGUGGAACGUUCCAUGGAAAUGCUUUGAAUAGGGUUUAUGGGUGGGUAGUUGUAAAUUGUAAAAUGUAAAAACAGUUGGAGCUCAAUUACUGUCGGCCUGAUUAAAGUUUUAGGAUACGUCUAAUAUCUGCCAAAGAUACUAUGUGAAUUAUAUAUGUCAGUGUCAAAAGAGACGUUUUUUUCAAACGAAAACAUUACUUUUGACACUGACAUACCCAAGCCACAUCGUAUUUUUAGGAAAUUUUUGACAUAUCUUAAAGUUCGAAUAGGGCCGCGUGUGAGGAGCAAAGUAAGCACAUUUUAUGGUAGUGAAUAAACACGCACACACAGUAGGUAGGUAAGUUUUUAUUGUUUUCCUUGAAAUUGACUUAUUAAUAUUAUAUUUAAUUAGUACACCAUGUUUGAGGUGUUAUGUUUGACAGUUACAGAGAUGUAACUAAAAAAUGCGUUACGUCUUUUUGUUGGUGCAAAAUAUCAAAUAACAUUUUGUAAGAAUUAUAUUCACCUAAGUAUUUGUAUUUUAAAUAUUUAUUCUCAUGAAAAUAAUUUUUUUAUUAAUAUACUGUCUUCUAUAAAUGUGUAAAUAGCAUUUUGCAAAAGGAUGCUAUU
Molecule: messenger RNA, 3503 nt
Organism: Cydia pomonella (codling moth)
Lineage: Eukaryota; Metazoa; Arthropoda; Insecta; Lepidoptera; Tortricidae
Product: alpha-(1,3)-fucosyltransferase C-like
Exons: 3
Coding region: 1721-2926 (401 amino acids)
Cellular component (GO): membrane
Molecular function (GO): alpha-(1->3)-fucosyltransferase activity
Source: RefSeq, a predicted model, not a curated record